AUGUCCGGCGCAAGGCAUUGGGAGCAAGAUAAGGAGGCUACUGUGUACAUUGGAAACCUCGACGAACGAGUCACGGAUAGCCUAGUAUGGGAGUUGAUGCUGCAGGCCGGACGCAUCGUUAAUGUUCACCUACCCAAAGAUCGGGUCACACAAUCACACCAAGGUUACGGUUUCGUGGAAUUCAUCAGCGAGGAAGAUGCUGAAUAUGCAUCGCGAAUAAUGAACGGUAUUCGUCUAUAUGGCAAGCCGAUCCGAGUUAACAAAGCGUCCGCGGACAAGCAAAAAUCUGUGGAAAUUGGGGCAGAGCUCUUUGUUGGAAACCUUGAUCCUCUGGUUACCGAGCAGGUUCUCUAUGAUACUUUUAGUCGCUUUGGAACGCUCGUAAACAUUCCAAAAGUUGCGCGCGAUGACAACAACCUAUCGAAGGGAUACGGAUUCGUAUCAUUCGCCGAUUUCGAGUCCUCUGAUGCCGCUAUUGCCAAUAUGAAUGGGCAGUAUCUCAUGAAUAAACAAGUGUCGGUGCAAUACGCCUAUAAGAAGGAUGGAAAAGGUGAACGGCACGGUGAUGAAGCGGAACGAAUGCUUGCUGCACAGGCUCGCAAGCAUAAUGUUCGCCCACCAACUCAGCCGCUCCCACCACAAUUCACCACUCCAGCCACUCCAAUGGCUGCUGCAGGAUUGGCUAAUGGUGACGGCCCCCGGCCGUUGAGCGCCGGCCCGCCGGAGUUGGCGGCAAUGGGAAGAGGCAUCGCGCCGCCUAAUGUUGGCUUCCAGAAUGUACCUCCACCACAAGCCACUCGACCAGCACCUCCAUCCGCUCCCCUGUCCAACCCCCCUCCCGGUCUACCGGCGAGACCCCCGCCAUCUCAGGCUGGUUAUGGUGGCCCGCAGGCUUUCCUCCCUCCUAGCCUCAACAAUGCUGGUCAACAGGCCCCCUUCCAACCACAAGCAGCAGCACCACCGGGCUUUGCGCCUCCGGGGUUUGGGCCUCCCGCAGGGACUCCCGGCCCUCCGCCUCCUCUACCACCAGGGUUUCAGCAACCUGGUUAUGGCAGGGGCCGCUGA
Molecule: messenger RNA, 1065 nt
Organism: Aspergillus clavatus NRRL 1
Lineage: Eukaryota; Fungi; Ascomycota; Eurotiomycetes; Eurotiales; Aspergillaceae
Product: U2 snRNP complex subunit HSH49
Exons: 3
Coding region: 1-1065 (354 amino acids)
Biological process (GO): positive regulation of mRNA splicing, via spliceosome
Cellular component (GO): nucleolus; U12-type spliceosomal complex
Molecular function (GO): RNA binding
Source: RefSeq, a predicted model, not a curated record